AUGGUCCUCGAUACGGUACGAAACAGUGACGGCUCGACGGCAGCAGCUGCCUUGCGCGGAUCUUCAAAUAGUGGUUCGGGUGGGCCGGUGUUAGUGAGGCCAACCUCACUACAACCUCCUGAAAAAGAGCCGGUAAACUUUCAGAUUAAUCUGAUUGGCGCCCCACCAGAAGUAGAGCAACUGAUCGAACACAUUAAAUCCGUUGCUGAGCAGUUUCUGUAUCACUGGAAAACAUUUCCCAUCAAUUUACCUACCCCCCUUUCGAACAGUCCCGGUGGCGGGGUCGGCAAUGGUGGAGGAGGGGCAGCUGCCACAGGGGGUGGUGGAGGACAGAGUGUUACUUCGCUUUCGGUUGCCGGUAGUGGCGGAGGAAGCAAUUCCAAUAUACACAGCACUGUCGUUACAAGCGGGAACCGAAAAACUCGCCCAAUCAAUCUGCGUGAUUUAUUUAUUGCGCCUCCGUUCGACGAGCUGGACGCUGUUGCUGCCGAUGGUUCCGGGGAGCCACGUUUGCUGACAAAUGCUCAGUUACGUUCUUUGCGUGAACGAGGCUUGCAAAAGGACAAAUUUGGGAAACCGAAGAAAUUGAAUUGCGAACAAUUGGAAACGAUUCAGUUCACUGGGGUGUUUGAAGUACCAAGCUUGAAUUUUCCGGGACAGGUUCAUCGAUGGCAAUUGUCACAAUUUUUGCAGAAAGGUUCCGAGCGAACACGGGAUUCGCUGCUGAGCGAUUUGGCAUUAUCCGCUCGUUUCAUCGUCAUCACUGCCAAGGGACGCCUGACCGGCCAUUUCUUUUCCGUUGCCCAUGCUUUUCGAGCAUUACUGCAGGGAUUCAUCAAGCUAGUGGACAUGAUUAUCGGUGUACCCUCGUUGCUAGCGCAAAAUUUAGAUAACAAAAUUAAAGAAGAGCGUUGUCGUUUUUUGGUAGCGGAACUAGUUUGUAGGAGUGAGUACGAAGACUGCCUAGAUUCGUUGUGUAGUUACGUGCGCCAUCAACUACGCCGAGCCACCAUGGAAAAGUUUGAUGUGAACUGCAACCAAGCGCAACCGAUUCCAUACCUAUAUGUAACCCCUAAAGGGCAAGAUAUUGAUUUGCGGCUCUUUUCCAAGGAUACCAUGCGUCGCGCAUUACCCAUACUUGUGGGCAUCCUAGAGAAGGAAACGCGUGGUUGGUUUCUGCACUUUCGUGAACGGUUAAUUGCGGAACUGCGUGAACGAAAAAUGACCGACGCCGAAAUUGAGGAAGAAGUAAACGAAGCCGUAAUGAAGGAAUACCUGCAACGCGUCUACACGUCUAUUCUCUCGAAUGUUGAACUUACUGAAUUGGGAGAAAACAUACCCCAGCUACUUGUGCAACAGGCUCAAUCGGUGGUCAUAAUGCACAAAGCUGUGGAUAAAAUACAAAAAGAACUGAAGAAAUCUCGAGAGGAAAUGGAACAAACGCUCCAGGAGCAGCAUCCCGUACUAUCGCGUGUCUUUCCCUGGCUACGAGCAAAAUUAAAUGCUGGUGAGCAAGCCAAGUUAUCUAAAAUCACCUGGGGUGCCCAUGAGGAAGCAUUACGUGCAGCACAGAGGCUCAAUCUACAUCAGACGGUGUAUUUUCUCAAUCGUGACCUAGCCUUCAUGAAGGAGCGUGAGCCAGUGUUGCUAAAGGAACUAAAAAAUGCUAAAACACCGACACGCAACUUUCAGUGGGCGUGUCGGAUUUGGUCGCCCAAAUCGUGGAUUAUUCGGCGCAGCUUCCAGGGACACUCAGAAGUGGUGCCGACCGUGAUCUGCCAGCAGGCCACUUCAAUUGUCACGCCACGCUCGGAUCCUAGUCAGCCAGUAUUUUUGGUCGAGAAGGAGUUGAUACGUUCGACUAGUACCCGUUGGCCGAUGUGGCGCCUGCUGAAUUUGUUUCAACGCACCUGGACCUGGACAUGGAAUAUUAUGUUCUUGCUCGGUGUCAUUGUACCAUGGUGCAGCCCGCUAGGGUUACGCGCUCUGUUCUGCAAAAAACCGUUCAUGGCCGAUCUGGAGUUGUCACAAGUGAAUGGUACACUGUUUCCACGCAAAACCAGUAUCACACAGACGAUGUUUUCGCGCCUGAUGGAACUGUGGCGUCACAUUUCCAAAGCUCGGACACAUUUCGAAACCGAGCCAGACACGGGUUUCAUAGGAAAGGGGAUGACGCGUCACUUGAAUCGCUUGUACAACUACGUCAUAAAGGGCUUUCUGGGGACGUUAGUGAUUUUGGUACUGUUUCCGCUGCUUUGCUUCGCUGUUAGCGCAUCAAGCCUUGCGCUAGCCAUCACGGCACCGCUCUGGAUGCCGUUCAUUACAGUUACGCUACAUCUGUACAUGAUGCUGAUCUACGAUUUGGACUGUCCCGACGAGAGCCGGCGCAAUCGAUACUGUAUUUUUCUCGAAGCAGUUGGAUGGAAUAUAGGCAUUCAGGGAUUACUUCAACCGCUUGCAGCCGUACUGGUAGCAUCGGUCAUUUGUCCGCUAAUAGCGGUGCUGGUAUUCUUCGUUGGCAUUGUACGGUACUGGGUGCGUCUGUUUUGGGAUGCGGCUACUUUUCACUUGUUCAUCAAAAAGUGCGGACGCGUGCCGGCUAGUGACAGCUUUGCCGUUCGACGUAUAGCGGGACCCGGGUUGGCGUUGGACUACUACUUUUCGAUCAAACCAGAACAAGCACUCGCGGCAUUCGAAGCCAAGAUGGAGCUUGAUGAGCUGCAAGCAUAUCAACACUCCAUGGAGACUAUCAUAUGUCAGCCGCAGAAGGACUUUAGUCAGUUUGUCGAAGCAUGCUUUGGGCCGUUCUCUGCACAGUUGUCAAAAAGUGUUGGUCCAUAUCGUCAGCUGGAGCGCGAAGGUCAAGAUUUGAUGACAUCACUGCACGAAAAGCUAGAGAAAAGGCGACGUGACUUACAAACGGGACUAACGACUGCGGUGAAAUCGCGCAUCAAGCUCAACACCAUGGAACUGAAGAUCGUAAUUCAACAGUCAGCGUAUAUGCUCGAAAAAUUCUACCCAUCGCAUGUGAUUGCCCGACUGUCAAUCAGUGAGGAGGAGUUCUGGGAUGCAAAGGGUCUUUCGGUGGGUGAUUGGGCUGGGUUGGCGGGUAUGCUGUACGCUGAUAUUUUCAGUCUAGACUUCCUAACUCCACUGUCCGACACCGACACACAAUUCAAACUAGAACCCCAUGCACAGCUAGAUUUGAAUCGGUACAACGAGAUGGUACAAAACACUAGCGACAUCAUGGGUAUUAAUGGGCCUGAUUUGUUGGGCAACGUUUAUGCACCCCGUGGUAACAUUCAGGUACAUUCGCCAUACUUGGAGGUUUCCGCAUUCAAUCCACGUUCUCGUGUAAUGAUUAAUUCAAGACGAGCGGAAAAACGCAACGACACAUCGUCUUCCGGAUUGACAGCACCGCGAGUUCGAGCACGUCGUUCACCAAUGCCAUCGCCGAAACAGAAAACUCAGAGCUGGAAACCAUGGAAACGAAAACAGCAACCAAAGCAUGCCGCCGACAAGAUGCUGAUUCCGCUUCCUAUCCCGCACCCGGUGCAUAUUGCCAUAUCAAUUUACAAUCGUGACUCGGACCAACCGAUCCCGAUUGAGUCAGAACUUUGUUGGGAGAUAUUGCGCUCGAUCGAAGAAUGUCAAGGUGACCAGGAGGCAAUCGUGCGCUUCCGGGAACUGGGCGAUCGUAUCGAUGGCCACAAUCACCACCAUCAUUCGCAUCCUAACCGGUCAGUAGGCAUCAGUGUUGACGGGCUAGCCGCCAUCGAUAGCAGUAUUGAUUCGCUCGACUCACAGAACUCGUCGAACUCGGGGACUAAGGACAGUAUGGAUAUGAUAGCGGGUGCUACGGAAACGUUACCUUGCACUAACCGCGAAGUAACGAUCAUGAUGCCCUCACAAGUUCUCGGAGUGGAUGACGAAGAUGAUGUUGCGAUCGACGGUAUUAGUCGUGGGCGUGGUGAUGUUGCUAUCGACAUCAAUCAACAUAGCACCACUACCAAUACUACCGUAGUCAUAAUGCCGUCGGCAAAUGGUUCCGGUAGCGUCACGACAACAACGGUAGCUACAGUCGGUGGUGGCGCCAGUGGUGCAAUAACACCGUCACCUAACACCACAGCUCCGACACAUUUUCAUUGGACGCUUCGGAAUUGGGGUGGUGGAAAUGGACAGUCAGGAGCGCAAGGUAACCGUCGUAGGAAUACCAGCUAUACGUAUAGCAGCACUACCACUACCAGUGGCGGAGGAGGAGGCCAGUUAAAUAGUGGCAGCGCCACAAAUUCGGCCAACGAUAGUCAGUUGGAUCAGAUCCGUGUUGAUCUGGCCAGCCCAGAGGAUAUUUCGCUCGAUACAGACAGUUCUCGUGCGAUGUUCACUGCUGCCUAUGGUACUUCUGUUUGA
Messenger RNA from Anopheles marshallii, 4410 nucleotides. RefSeq lists its product as uncharacterized. The coding region runs from base 1 to 4410 and encodes 1469 amino acids. Lineage: Eukaryota; Metazoa; Arthropoda; Insecta; Diptera; Culicidae. The record is from RefSeq and is a predicted model, not a curated record. The transcript is spliced from 10 exons.